GUACAGGGAGCCACAGGAACUAAGUCGUAUUCAUGGACUACUCAAAGAACUGUGGACUUAGGCAUGGGGAAAGUAACCCAUUCCUUCCUAGUGAUACCAGAAUGCCCAUAUCCCUUGCUUGGGAGAGAUCUCCUGUCUAAAAUGAGAGCUCAAAUUCAUUUCUCAGACGAGGGAGCUUGGCUAAUGGACCAAAAACGGAGGCCGAUACAAGUACUCCUGACAACUGACCUAGUCGAGGAAUACAGGCUCCACCUAGAACCUGAGGCUCCCGGGCAAGAAAUUCAGGCUUGGCUCCAAAAAUUUCCCCUAGCUUGGGCAGAAACUGGGGGAAUGGGACUAGCGAAGCAUAGGCCUCUGGUCUAUGUAGAGAUCAAAUCAGAUGCUGAUCCAGUCAAAGUCCGCCAGUACCCCAUGUCCCUAGAAGCAAAGAAGGGAAUAACACCUCAUAUAAGGAGGCUUCUGAGUUUGGGAGUCCUGCGACCAAUUCAGUCCGCAUGGAACACUCCUUUGUUGCCAGUCAAGAAACCCCACACAGGGGACUACAGGUCAGUCCAGGACUUAAGGGAAGUGAACAAGAGAGUGGUGGAUAUUCACCCCACUGUGCCUAACCCAUAUACCCUGCUGAGCUCACUACCUCCAGACCGGCAGUGGUACUCUGUUCUGGACUUGAAGGAUGCCUUUUUCAGCCUCCCUUUAGCCCUCAAGAGCCAACCGCAUUUUGCCUUUGAGUGGCACGACCCUGAGAUCGGGAUCGGCGGGCAGCUGACAUGGACUAGACUCCCUCAAGGGUUCAAAAAUUCUCCAACCAUAUUUGAUGAGGCUCUUCGUGAAGAUCUGGGUGAGUAUCGCACCCAAAAUCCAGACAUCAGCUUGUUACAAUAUGUAGAUGACUUGUUGAUUGCUGGGAAGGACAAGAAACUGAACAUUUACACUGACAGCAGGUAUGCAUUUGCCACUGCACAUAUCCAUGGGGCUAUAUACUUGGAGAGGGGGCUGUUAACUGCAGAGGGAAAGACUAUUAAAAAUAAACAAGAAAUCCUAGAGCUACUAAAGGCCCUCUGGGCCCCCAAGAAACUAGCAAUCAUGCACUGCCCGGGGCACCAGAAAGGAGAAGGGCCAAUUCAACAAGGAAACAAUUUGGCUGACCAGACAGCCAGACAGGUGGCCAUGAUGGCCACAAUAGCUCCUAUGCUUGUGGACCCUGGGGCCCAUGACCUUCCCCCUUUACCCCAGUACACGGAUAAAGACGAGGCAUGGGCGAGAUCUCUACCCAUGACGCACCUGGUAGAGGGAUGGGGGCAGAUAGCUGACGAUAAGAUCAUUCUGCCUCAAGAACUGGGACGAACAAUGCUCCGAAAAAAUACAUUGGGCAUCCCACCUGGGAAUCAGGAAAAUGCAAGAUCUCCUCAGACACUCUGCAGUGAAAAUUAA
Molecule: messenger RNA, 1431 nt
Organism: Peromyscus maniculatus bairdii (prairie deer mouse)
Lineage: Eukaryota; Metazoa; Chordata; Mammalia; Rodentia; Cricetidae
Source: RefSeq, a predicted model, not a curated record